AUGGACAACACACCUGAUACGCGUGUGAGUAUUUCCGAACCCGAUAUAGUACAAGAAGAUGAAGUCAAAUCACUUGACGAAAUAGAUACUAGCUAUGAUUUGGUAGCAAUAUCACCAAGUGCAAAAUAUAUUGUUCGGUAUAGUCAUAAUGACAAACAAAUUGUCGGAUGGAAUAUUCAAGACAACAAAGAAGGAAAAUUAGAUGAUACAGUUAAACCAUAUUGCGUUGAAAAUAAGAUUAACAAGUUGUGUGUCUCUGACGAAAAAAUUGUUGCGAUUGAUGAUGGUGACAGUUUUAAAAUAAUUGAUAUGAAUAAUCAGGAUCGAAUAAUAAAAUUAGAUUUAGUGCUUGAUAGGAUAUUAUCAUUUAACUUUAAUUCGAAAGGGGAGUUCAUCAUAACAUUUUGUAAAAAGCAUACAGAAGAUUAUUAUAUUUUGUUUUAUUCGGUACAAACUAAAGAUAACAAAUGGAAGUGUCAAAAGAUUUAUAAAUACCCUACAAAAAAUGCGGAGUUAAUAAGUAUAUCAAUAUAUGAUAAAAUUUGGAUACGUAUGGGGAACCACAUAAAUGAAUGUAAUAUUGACACUGGUAGAACUAAAAUUAUUUACAAAAAUUUAUUCGGGAUUAAAACCGAAGAUAUUAGAAUUUCUAGUAGUAAUGAGUUUACUUUUUUAAAAAUAAAUGAUGAAAUUAUUGUUUAUUCAGAUGAAUAUGAAAUUCCUAUUGCGUUAUUAGAUUCAAAUGAUGGCAUACGACUAUAUGAAUUUAUGAAACAACAUAUUGGCUUACAUUCUUUGUUACUCUCUUUAUUUGAUUAUAAGUCGAAUAAUAAAACUUGGAUUUCUUGCUUAAAUCAAAUAACGAAAGAUUCGUUAUUAAGGACCAAUAAAACUUUAUUAGAUCAACUAACGAAAGAUAAUUCUCUAAUAAAGAAGGAUUUACCACUUUUAUUUUUUCAGAACCAUCUAUUUGUAAUCGUAAAUGAUUCCGUUCUGAAAAUUGAAAUUAAAUUGGAUUUAGAUAUUAAUUCUUUAUCAGAGGAAUUAAAAAUUUAUGAAGAUGUAGAAAAUUGGAUGGCAUAUUUCGGAAGCGAAAAGGUUGAAGAAGAAAGUAUUAUCGACCAUUUUGAAUAUGUAAAUCCGUUUAUUCCAAAUAUUAAGGUUGAUCUAACUGACUUUUUUAGUUAUUUAAGUAAACAAUCUAAAUCAAAGAAUAUUAAAGUAAAGGUUGAUACAAGAAAUGAAAUUAUCGGAUUAUGUGUUUAUAAAAAGUGUGAUGAUGAAUUGGAUUGGAAUUUAGUUGCAGAAUAUUUUCAAAAGAUUAAAUAUGAAAAAGAAGACUUAGCUAUAAAUGAAGUCGAGAUAUUUGAAAAUAAUGAUAUAGCCAUAUUAACUAAUAUUGGCAUUUUUAUUUUCAAGUUAAAAGACGAUGAAAUUUCAUUAAAAUAUUUUCAUUAUAUACACUAUCCAAAGGAAAAUGUUAUCAAAAACAUUCUCGGAAUAUCAGAAUCGUAUGAUGAUAAGAAAAUAUUAAAGGGAUGGGUCUCAUACUUAAACAGUGAUAAAAUGGGUUUUUUAAAAAAUGGUUCUGAAUUAUUAAAAUUAGCAAUUCAUGUGCAUGACUUAAAAUUAAUAUCUGAUAUUCAUAAGAAAUGUUUAAAUUAUUUUAAACAAGAUUUAGAAAACAAUAAGAAUUUUUUGAGUAUAUUUACUAUGUCAAUGCCAUUAUUGAAGAAAUAUUAUCCCGAAUAUCUUACAAGAUAUACAUUAGAUACAAACAUGAUAAUAGAUUCUUUGGAUUAUAAAGUAGAACAAAUGGAUCAUAUAUAUAUCUGUCCUUUUUCUAUGAAUAUUGAAGUUAUAAAUUUAACGCGAUCUAUCUGCCAUUAUCGUGCUGAUGUCGAUGAAGUGCGUAGCAGGGUUUAUCAACUUAUUAAGGAUAAUGAAUGGGGAUCUGAUGAAUUUCCAGAGAUGAAUGAAAAUCUAUUAAAAAUACUAAAUAUUCAGAAAUAA
This is a messenger RNA of Funneliformis geosporum, 2013 nucleotides long. The record is from the annotation of a GenBank genome assembly. NCBI's taxonomy places the organism in Eukaryota, Fungi, Glomeromycota, Glomeromycetes, Glomerales, Glomeraceae.